UUUCUAGAUUUUAGCAACUUUUACCGCCGGUUUAUUAAAGAUUUUUUUAAACUAACUAUAUUAUUUAUAUAUUUAAUAAAAAAAAAUAUCUUAUUCGACUGGUCUUCUGUCUGCCAGAAAAUAUUUAAAAAUUUAAAAAAUAUUUUUAUUAAAAUCUUUGUUUUAUAG
Molecule: messenger RNA, 168 nt
Organism: Aspergillus brunneoviolaceus CBS 621.78
Lineage: Eukaryota; Fungi; Ascomycota; Eurotiomycetes; Eurotiales; Aspergillaceae
Exons: 1
Source: RefSeq, a predicted model, not a curated record